AUGGCUGAUGUGCCUGGAGGCUGGAAUGAUGAUGGACCAAGUUUGGUAGGCUUUUAUAACAUUUUGGAAAUUAUUAGCGAGAAAAUAACAUUUGUCAAAUUUUACACUGAUGUUAUAUUUUUACACAAAUAAUUAAUGUUUUGUUUCUUUUUUGAUUGAAACUAGAUUUUAGUUUCAACAUCAAAGGUUUGGAAAGUUUUCAAGAAUAUUUUUUGUUAAAUUUUUUCAUAAAAAUUUAAUAAUUCUUCUCUAUGAAAAUUCGUAAACCAAAAUUUUCGAAGUUGUUGUUAGGAAUAUCCUCACCCAAAAUUUUUCAAUUUCUAAAUUUCUCAGAUCCAAAUCGAAUCACCAAUAUCUCAACCAACAACCCGAACUUCACCUCCACCAUUACCUUCUCGUCCGCUUGUUACAGUAGCCUCGAAAAUUUCACCAUUAGACCAUGAAGAUAUUCCAAUAGCAAGUCGUGUAGAUUUAAUUGAAUUUGAAAGUGAAGAAGAACGAGCUGCAACUGGUGAAGGUUUUCCACAUUUACAACAACAACAGAAUGGUCGAAUCUCGCCAGCGAAACAAGAAUUAUCAGAUGAGAAAAGAAUGGAAGAAGUUAUGAAAGAAUUUUUGACUACCGAAACAUCGCUAGCAUAUCAAGAUUAUUUGAGAAUGUUUUAUGUGAGCAAUUUUUUUUGGUUGUUGAUAAAUCAGAUUGAUUUUAGAUGAUUCGCAUGGAGCAAGAACGUUUUCGAAUGGACACUGAGUUUUCAUCAACUUGUGCCGUUUCUCCAAUACAUUUUACCAGAAAUCGUUAUAGAGAUAUAUUGCCUUGUAAGUCUUUGAAACAAAAUGGUUAUUCAUGAAAAAUUACUGAAUUCAAAGAGAAAACAUUUUUCGAAUUUAAUUUUUUUUACAAAUCCCACUUCACAAAAUGUUUCCUUUAUCAAAAUAUUUGUUUGCAGAUGAUUAUAAUCGUGUAGAAAUAAAGAAGGAUGACGAGAAUCCGGAUGGAUAUAUGAAUGCAUCUUUUGUACAAUUACCUGGUGGUGAAACCAGAUUUAUUGCAGCUCAAGCACCAUUGCCGUCCACAUUGGAUGAAUGGUGAGUUUUUUAAAUUUUUUUCUACCUCAAUAAAAUACGCUUGAAUGAAAUAAUUUAUGAUUGUGUGAAAAUGAUAGAAAACCAUUCAUUUUAAAGGUGGAAAAUGAUAGAUGAACAUCAAGUCAGCUUAAUUGUGAUAUUAUGUAAAUUAGUCGAACAAGACAAAAUCAAAUGUGAAAGAUAUUGGCCAGAACGUGUAAAUGAAAAAGAAUUAUUUGGUGAUUAUGAAAUAAUAUUGGAAGAUGAAAUAUUCUUCAAUGACGAUGAAUAUUUGUUGCGAAAAUUGUUGAUGCAAAAUUUGACGACGGGACAAACAAGAACGGUUCAUCAAUUACAUUAUAGGUUGGUUUGCUUUUGAAAUUUUGAAUGGGAACUUUUUUUUCGGAAAAUGCUGAAAAAUAAUGGAAAAUUUUUUUCAUACACCUAAUUUUUAUUUUUUUUCAGAGAAUGGCCAGAUCAUGGUUGCCCAUCAGGAGAUAAACAGUUAUUACAAAUGAUUGAAGAAAUGGCAAAACUUCAUGAAAUCAAUCCAACUUCUCCAAUUUUAGUUCAUUGUAGUGCUGGAGUUGGAAGAACUGGAACAAUAAUUGCUGUAAAUCAUGUUAGAGAACAAAUUCGAAGAAAUGCAUUGAUGAAAAUUGAUGUUUUUGAAUUGGUUAUGUCAUUGAGAAGACAGAGAGCAAGUAUGGUACAAACACAGGUAAUUUUGUCGCCUGGAGGAACAUUGAAGAAAAAUGGGAUUUUUAGGAUCAAUUCAAAUUUGUUCAUCAGUGUAUUGCUUCAUAUUGUAUGCAGAAAUUGGGAAUUGAAGAAGAAGAAUUACCGCCGCCUGUAAGUUUUUGAAAACAAAAAAUUGUCUGAGAACUUACAAAAAAUUAGAAAAUUUUUGUUUAAAAAAGUCCGGUUCAUCACGGAAAAAUUGAUUUUACACAAGAAAAUUCAGAAAUGGCCUAGAUACUUCUGAACGAACUAUUCUUUCACUCCGAAAGGUUUGAAGAUUUUCAAAAAUAUAAUUUUUGGGCCGAAAGAGUCAGAAUUAUUUGGAAAUUUAUGGUCAAAGUUGAAUUUGUAAAGUUGUUAAUAUGUAUUUCUGAAAUAAGAAAAUUUUGUUUUUUUAUUUGGAAAAAAAAACAUUUUUCAAAAACCUCAAAAUUGUAUGUUUCAAAAUUUUCUCAUAAAAUCAGUUCUUUUCCAUAUCUCGUUGACCAUAAUGGACCAUAAUGCUGAUAAAACAAAAGGAAGAUAAAUAAAAAUAGUUGAAAAGUUUUUUUUUUGCAGAUUCCUCAACGACCUGAUAUGAUGACAGCAACAUCUUCAACAUCUGUCAAACUCUUCCCUCCACCAACUCCAACUGAUGCAGCUCUCGUCGAAAUUGUUGGAGGUGGAAAUUAUCAAACUGUUUCAACGAAUGAUCCAAGAACAACAGGAGAUGAAGAGGAAGAAGCAACACAUGUCCCGGAUUUUCCGGACGAGCCGCCUGCCCCAUUGGGGCCGGAGGAUCUGGGAACAACGAGUGCGGCCUUUUGAAAAAUAAUGUGAGUUUUUAAGGGUCGAAGGGGAUGGGGUUAAAGUUUGAGUUUUGCGAAGAACAAAUUCAUUUUUUAAAGUUUUAAUUUCGGAAUUAAUAAAAGUAGUUUGAACCUGAUUCUUCCCUAACUGAAUUUUUUUUUGAAAAAAAUAUGGAAAAUUUUACUGGAACAGGUUUUUUCAAAAAUUCUGCAAUUUUUUAAAAAUAUAAACCUAGUUUCUGGUUCCAGCCGAGAUUUUUCUCAACCAAAAUCUAUCAAAAUUUAAAUUUCAGCAAAUUGUGUGAUUGAUCUGGUUUGUUUUAAUUGUAAAUCCUUCCUUGUUGAGUUUUCAAAACCUGUUCAAAAACCAUCUUUUCCUCUAUUUUUCCAAAGUAUCCCCUAAAAUUAAGCAAAUUUCAAUAAUUUCAGCCUGAAAUCUCAUCUCAAACAUCAAUUCAAUCAUCCGGUGGAUCAACAUUUCGCGCAAAUUUCGACAAUCUCCUAACUCGAGCCUCAACUGUUUUACGUGAUCAAAAACAAAAAACUACGCGAUUCUUCGAGAAUCUUUCAUCUUCAAUGACAACAACAACGACUAAAAAGUGA
Caenorhabditis angaria is the source of this 3200-nucleotide messenger RNA. Lineage: Eukaryota; Metazoa; Nematoda; Chromadorea; Rhabditida; Rhabditidae. The record is from the annotation of a GenBank genome assembly.